Molecule: messenger RNA, 932 nt
Organism: Rubroshorea leprosula
Lineage: Eukaryota; Viridiplantae; Streptophyta; Magnoliopsida; Malvales; Dipterocarpaceae
Source: the annotation of a GenBank genome assembly
AAAAUAUUCAUAUUUAUUAUUGAAUUUUUUUAUGUAGUCUAUUUAUAGUCUAUUGCAUUCUAAUUUUAAAUAUGAUAUAUUCCACUAUUUAUUGUUUUAUAUUUCCAAUGCAUUGAAAUUUACAUUCAUCUGCUGAUUUUAAUUUUUAUUUCUAAUUUCAUGGACUUUAUUUUUUCAAUUUUUUUUAAUAAUCUGUCUAAUAAAUAUUAGUCAUUUCAAUGAUCUAUUGACCAUUAGGUGAUGAGUUUUUUUGUUAUUUAUUUAUUAAAUUCGAAAUUCAAAAUAUUCAUAUUUAUUAUUGAAUUUUUUUAUGUAGUCUAUUUAUAGUCCAUUGCAUUUCAAUCUUUAAUAUGAUAUAUUCCACUAUUUAUUGUUUUAUAUUUCCAAUGCAUUGAAAGUUUACCUUCAUCUGCUGAUUUUAAUUUCUAUUUUUAAUUCUGUGGACUUUAUUUUUUUAAUUUUUUUUAUAAUAUGUUCAAUAAAUAUUAGUCAUUUGAAGGGUCUAUUCUCCAUGCAUAUAUAAUGUUAUACUAGUCCUUUUUUUUUUUUCAAGUAUCAGAGAGAGAACAUAUAGAUGGCUAAUAUGUUUGAUUUUAUUAAGGAUCUUAAUCCUUCUAAAGAGCAAUGGAGGAUAAAGGUUAGAGUAAUUCAACUUUGGAAGCAAAAAAAUUUUCGAUAGUCAAAACUGGGUGAUAAUAUUGAAAUGCUCCUUUUGGAUGAACAGGGGGGGAGGAUUCAAGCAACUCUUAGGGCUUCUUUGCGUUUUAAGGAUGCUUUUACUGAAGGAGGAGUUUAUACAAUUUCGAAUUUUUGUGUUUCUUUGAAUAAAGAUCCUUAUAAGCCAACCACACAUAAAUACAAGAUUGUUUUUAAUCCUAGAACUGCUCACAGUUUGCUUAAUGAUUCCAGCAUCCCUAAUUAUGCAUUUUCUU